UAAAUCACAAGAGAUAGACAUGUUGUCUCAACGUGACACUGCACGUCGUCGGCCCACUAGAGCUAGCUAGAAGGAACAGCUAGCAGGCGCCCAUAGAACGAGAUCAUCGAUGGAGAACCAGCAGCAGCUGCAAGGAGACGACGAGUCGCCGUCGCACACGUUCCCCAGCUUCCCCUACUUCACCGUGCCGUCGCCGCAGCCGAGCUUAUUACCGCCACCAUCGGAAUCGGAUGACCAGCGCAAUACCCUCGCCACAGCGCUUCAGCAGCAACCGUCAUCGGCGUGCAAUAAUAACGACCUGCAGCUGCUUCCUCUCCAGCUGGGGGCGGCUACGGUGGACUGGUCGGCGCUGCUUCAGCAGCAUGCCAGCUUGAUGGGUCCCCUCUUGCCGGGACUACUACUGCAGCAACCGCCGGCGCCCCUGGACGACCAGAGCGCGGAGAACGCAGGGAGUAGCAGCAGCAAGGAGAAGGGCGGCGCGGCGGCGGGGAGGAAGAAGAAGGCGAGCAGGCCGCGGUUCGCAUUCCAGACGAGGAGCGUAAACGACAUCCUGGACGACGGCUACCGGUGGAGGAAGUACGGGCAGAAGGCCGUCAAGAACAGCGAACACCCCAGGAGCUACUAUCGGUGCACCCACCACACGUGCAAUGUGAAGAAGCAGGUGCAGCGGCUGGCCAAGGAUACGAGCAUCGUGGUCACUACUUACGAGGGCGUCCAUAACCACCCCUGCGAGAAGCUCAUGGAAGCGCUCAGCCCCAUCCUCAAGCAGCUCCAGUUUCUCUCGCAGUUCUAAUUCUAACCCGAAGCUAGCUUAAUUUGGUCAUUAUUAUGUACAAUUAAUAUAUACAUACACAGGCACGGCCAUCGUACUAAGAGGUCAAACAGACAACAUAAUAAUAAUAUACAUAUACUCCUAAUGCACAACACUACAAGUGUGAUAUGUGUAAUGUAGCUAGUAGUAUUAUUACACAAGAGAUCAGUACAAAUAGUAACCUACUUGAAGGGAAGAAAGGGAGAAAAAUUGUGCCUGCCUCCCCGACUGCUGAUGUCGCAUGCAUAUAUAUGCCGCACACUUGUAAUAUAUAAAGGUUUAUAAUAGGGUAUAUAAAGGGGAGUUUGGUUUCAGGAA
This is a messenger RNA of Zea mays, 1129 nucleotides long. Its product is annotated as probable WRKY transcription factor 75. The transcript is spliced from 2 exons. Gene Ontology annotation, biological process: regulation of DNA-templated transcription. The coding region runs from base 110 to 793 and encodes 227 amino acids. The record is from RefSeq and is a predicted model, not a curated record. NCBI's taxonomy places the organism in Eukaryota, Viridiplantae, Streptophyta, Magnoliopsida, Poales, Poaceae. Gene Ontology annotation, molecular function: DNA-binding transcription factor activity; sequence-specific DNA binding.